Ixodes scapularis (black-legged tick) is the source of this 379-nucleotide messenger RNA. RefSeq lists its product as uncharacterized. The transcript is spliced from 3 exons. NCBI's taxonomy places the organism in Eukaryota, Metazoa, Arthropoda, Arachnida, Ixodida, Ixodidae. The coding region runs from base 8 to 280 and encodes 90 amino acids. The record is from RefSeq and is a predicted model, not a curated record.
CGACGCAAUGAAUUCAGGACUAAGGGUUCUCAACCUGUCAAUGCGUCGCAUUGCUUCUUCCUCCAGAAUGAUAACAACCACUGCGAAACUGCAAUGCCCAAACGUGCUCAAGGCUGGAUAUGGAGGCGAUAUCAAUGGGCCACUGUCUUCACCAUCUGACUUAAAAGCAAUAUCAUAUGCACGAGUCAAGAAGACACCGCUCGCCAAAGGCCCGGGGGGAGGCUUUAGGUCACUCGAAGAGACAUCAUGCAAGGAGCCAGGAACUAAGCGUUUCGGUUGACUCACAUAUGGGGUCCUGAUCUUUUGUGUUCAACAGUACCAUCUGUCAAGCACUCUAACAAUUAUUUUGGAAAGAAGGACGUUCCGGUGUUUUGGUUUG